Molecule: messenger RNA, 1507 nt
Organism: Punica granatum (pomegranate)
Lineage: Eukaryota; Viridiplantae; Streptophyta; Magnoliopsida; Myrtales; Lythraceae
Source: RefSeq, a predicted model, not a curated record
UCUCUCCCCGGGUUCGUCUAGAUUCUUGGACGACGCGUGGUCAUGGGGCUGCCACCUCAGCAUCUCCCCUCCUUUCACGCCAGAAAUUUCUCCCUCCUCAUGAAUUUCCCCAAUAAUCCAAUUAUCUUCCCUCCAAGAUCUUUUGUCUCUGUUUUCCCUCACCAUUCCUAUCUGUUCUGCUCUGCUCUGCUCUGUUCCUCCAUAUAUAUACACACUAGAGCAGGACAGGACAGGACAGGACAGGGAGUAGACUCUUUACAAUCCGAGUUCCUGUUGGAUGCCCAGAUGGCUCAGAUAAUGUCGCCUGUGUGCACGGAGGCACUCAAGCUCCAGACCCCGGCAUCGAACUUGAACUCCAGAAGCCCUUGCCGGGUGUUUUCUAGGACCAGCAGCAUCAGCUCCUUGAGCAUGAUCGGCCGCUGUGCCAGUAGACGAGCCUCCAUGAGAGUCCGAGUCGCAACCGGGGAUCCCGGGUCAGUUGAUUCCGUCGCCGAUGACUACUAUGCCGUCCUGGGGCUGCUUCCUGAUGCCACCCCUGACCAGAUUAAGAAAGCAUAUUAUAAUUGCAUGAAAGCUUGCCAUCCCGAUUUGAGCGGAAACGAUCCCGAGACCACGAAUUUCUGCAUGUUCAUCAAUGAGGUUUACACGGUGCUCAGUGAUCCAGUCCAGAGAAUGGUCUAUGAUGAAAUCCAUGGCUAUGCACUAACUGCAAUCAACCCAUUCGUGGAUGACUCGAGCCCGAAGGAUCAUGUCUUUGUCGAUGAAUUUAGCUGCAUAGGUUGCAAGAAUUGCGCUAAUGUGGCCUCUGACGUAUUCUCGAUUGAGGAAGACUUUGGAAGAGCCAGAGUUUACUGUCAACGUGGGAACCCUAACUUGAUUCAAGAAGCGAUCGAUAGCUGCCCAGUUGAUUGCAUCCAUUGGACGUCUGCUGCUCAACUGUCCCUGCUUGAAGAUGAAAUGAGAAGAGUGGAGAGAGUAAAUGUUGCACUCAUGCUUACCGGAAUGGGCGCUGCGGGGGCGGACGUCUUCAGAAUGGCAAGUUCACGAUGGGAGAAAAGGCAGGCGAAAGUCCUGGAGCAAGCCAAGAUUAGAAUGAUGAAGCAGAAAGGUUCCGAUCAGACUGACUCAUAUUGGAGCAAUCUCUGGGGCAAACCAAAAGAUGACAGAAACUCUGAGGAGGAGAUCAAGGAGAGAGCGAGGAGAGCUGCUGCUGCUGCUCGAAGAUGGAGGGAAUACUCGAGGAGGGGCGCCGAUAAGCCUCCAACUUACAAGCUACCGGAGGCAGUGCCCAACAAAGAGAACUGAUGGCUCAUUAUUUUUUCGAGGACCAUCUCUAAUUACCAUUUACUGUAAUUAAUUGAUUAAAUUGUCUUUCAAGUGCCUGGCCGGCGAGAACCCAUCCACUUACAUGUAAGUAAAAAGUUCAUUCAAACGAUGUAGGAUGUAAUUAUAUAGAAAGAAAAUAAAAGAGGACGAUAUCUAUAUAUAUCUAUAUGCACUUCCAUCA